This is a messenger RNA of Daphnia pulicaria, 1001 nucleotides long. RefSeq lists its product as uncharacterized. The transcript has 4 exons. Gene Ontology annotation, cellular component: terminal bouton. The coding region runs from base 146 to 793 and encodes 215 amino acids. Gene Ontology annotation, molecular function: protein binding; transmembrane receptor protein tyrosine kinase activator activity. The record is from RefSeq and is a predicted model, not a curated record. Gene Ontology annotation, biological process: positive regulation of MAPK cascade. NCBI's taxonomy places the organism in Eukaryota, Metazoa, Arthropoda, Branchiopoda, Diplostraca, Daphniidae.
AUCACUCUCUGGCUGCUCGCACCGGGACUGCAACAGUUUUAUAGCUCCGUAUUUUCAAAGGUGUCAAAAUCAUUUGAGUUGUCGCAUCAGCAGCAUCACUUAUCAAACCAAAGGCGGAAACCAUCAUCUCACAGCAUCAGGAGCGAUGGAUUGGAAAGUUUUCGUACUAGUGGCUAUUCUGCCUUCCGCCCUGAGCCUGCCUAUGGAAUUGUGUUGUCAGAGCAGCAGCAGCAGCAGUAUUGCUUCUUCUUCUUUGAAUGUCAAACUCGACUCAUCGAUACCUGUUUCAGAUUCGGAAAUGCUGGAGCCGUUCAUUAGCCCAUCGAUUAGCAGCAGUUCGAAAACGCCGGAUCCGUUGCUGAUGCUGAUGCCACAGCAGCACCAAGAGUCGCCAUCGUGUUGCGGCAACGAUAACGAUCUGCCGACAGAAAAGAAACAAGUCAAGAGAACACGAAUGAAAAUUCGUGGCACCACCAGUAGCGGAUUACGUCGAACCAAACGCUUCCCUAUUCAUCUCGAUCCACUCUAUCAGUAUCGUUACCUCGCCAGAUCGGGCCAAUGCCCAACGGCGAAGGACGGCCAACCAGAAUUUUAUUGUCCCACGCCAGACCGAAAUGGCAAUUGGCGUUGCAUCGACGACUUCCAACUAUGUGACGGUGUGCGUCACUGCCCGAAUGGCGAGGACGAACUUCCGGUCUCUUGCCUCUUUUAUCGUGUGGUUGAAACUCAUCUUUUGAGCGUAAGCCAACGGCUUAACAGCGACGAAAACCGACAGCGAGGUGUCCCUCGCUAAAGUGUCCAUCCUAGCCGAAUUCUUAUAUGGUCUCAUUAUAACAAGCCGCUGCCAUUCGUUGUUCUGAUUAGUUCCACGUUUCUAUGGUAAUUCCCGACCAUACGUCUAUAAGAAUUACAGUGCUAGUGUGAAGGCGCCUUAUAAGACGCUGGAAAUUCCACGAAACGGGACUGGAUAUGGACACCAUUGUGUUAAUUCCGAAAGUUCU